Batrachochytrium dendrobatidis JAM81 is the source of this 850-nucleotide messenger RNA. RefSeq lists its product as uncharacterized. The record is from RefSeq and is a predicted model, not a curated record. The transcript has a single exon. NCBI's taxonomy places the organism in Eukaryota, Fungi, Chytridiomycota, Chytridiomycetes, Rhizophydiales. Bases 572 to 850 code for a protein of 92 amino acids.
UCCAAAGAAACCCUACUAGGCUAAAGGGUUUAAAAGACACGUUACCAGUGAUUGUCCGAGACCAGUCAUUCCAUAAGACUGGAUGCUUAUUAUGUGCUUCGACUCCCUUAAUGUUUCAUUUUACAUGAAUACGGCAGUGAUUAAACGGCUGCUUUUAGAUAAAAUAUGAUGGUUGACAUGGAUUUUAGACUUUUAGGGACGGUCAAGCAUGAGUGCUAGGGUAAAUGUCAGGACUCGAAAGGGUUUCUCAAUGAUAAUUGAUGCGCGCAUAUUAAGCAAGUUCACAGAUUGGAUAUGGUUACAGCAGCAAUGCAAGGAAAGUAUAAAGGAUGAUGUUAUAUAAGCAAGGGAGUAUUGCACAAGUUUAAAUGGCAUUGAAAGCUUCCUAAAUCAUACAUUAGAACACUAAUGGCUCAAGCGCUAUUCAUGCAAGGCCUCUAAAAGGGAGAUUUAUCAAUGUACAACCUAGCCCUGAUAAUGCACUAGUUUACUAUAUAAACCGAUCAAGAUUCGCAUCUAAUUUUAAACCAUUGACAAAGACAACUAAUAGCAGCCUACUUUCUCAACAACCAUGCAACUUGUUUCUUUACUAUUCACCUUGGCCUGCUCGCAAUUGGUAAUGGCCGCGCCGUCCCCAGUAUUGUCUCAAUCUCUACAGGAAUUGGAAGAAACCCCCAGCAAUACCGGCUGCUGUGGUGGAUUUAACCCCUUCAAAAAAAUUAAAAAACCAACACCCAAGGAUUCACAAGUGCCAGGAACGAGUGAUGGCCCUAGCCCACCUCACCACAAAAAGAAACACAUUCCAAAGGAUUCAUUAAAGAAAUAUAGGAAAAAAGCACAAGCCCAAUGA